Messenger RNA from Microbotryum saponariae, 1340 nucleotides. Lineage: Eukaryota; Fungi; Basidiomycota; Microbotryomycetes; Microbotryales; Microbotryaceae. The record is from the annotation of a GenBank genome assembly.
AUGGAUACAGAAGGUGUGGCGCUCAUACCUACUGGCGCAGGCGUACGCCAUGUUUUGAUCCGCACUGACCCCCCAUCCUUUUCUCAUCGACAACACACCCCCAGCCGCGACCCACCUCGCCAAGACCCGGGUUCAGGACGAUACAAAGUUACUCAAGUCCGUCCUUUGGGAAAGGUCAUCAGCAACGCCACGAUCUACAUGCUAAUGUCUGACAUGACCCCAAAGGAAAUCUAUUCGGGAAUUCUACCGACUCUCGCACCCUGAUCUCUCACCCGAUCAACUGUACGCCGCUCCUCCCCUCUCUCCCCCGCACCUUACCGCACACUCACUGACGAAUCUAUGAUAAUACAAACACAUGCUCAGUGAAGCAGCCCACGCGACCUUCUUGAUCGGCCUCGACCAACUCUCUCAACAACUCGCCAAACCUAAACGGAUACGGACGGUCACUCGAAUCGAAGUUUCGGGUUAUCAGGACGAUGCUUUGGCAUUGGGUGAGAGCGAGAUCAUUCCCCCCAGAAAGAAAAAAAAAAAAAAAAAAAAAGCGGGAUUUCGCUCUUUUGAAAAGUACUGAUCUUUCUUCGAGGUUCGCAGAACGAACGGCACGGGAAACGAUUCAGAGUAUCGAGGCGUUGAGGACGAGGUUGGGGUUGGCCCAACAGGAACGCGCGAGGAGGAUCGUGAGUACUCUUAUCUUGGGUGAUCACUCAUGACGAUGGUAAGGGAACCCCGCCCCUAAACAUUCGCUUGCACCUCCUCUUUUGCUCCUUGUUCAGGAAUACGACGCCAUCGCGCGAACGAUCAAGAAACUUCCCGACCGAGCCAAAGGCAGCGAGUACGUUGAUCCUAUAAUCCCUUCCCCCUUCAAAACCCACCUCACCCCUUCCUAAACUUCCACAACUCACUCACACACACACACACACACACACCCCCCUCCCUCCCCAACCGAAUUCAGAGCCAUCGCGAAACUACACCAAGAUAUCGCCCUCCUCGAAUCCGAAGAAGCGACCUAUUCCUCCACCUGGGCCCACCGACAGGCCAGUUUCGAUUCGAUCGUUCGAUCUUUGGAAACGAUGUCGGAGGCGAUCAGGUUGGAGAAAUUGGAUCAGGAUAGGAGGAAGGCUUUGGAGGAGAAUGAUGAGGAUGAUCAGGUGCCGAAUGGAGGGGUUCUUGCAGGGGCAGCGGGAGCGGGAGCGGGGGAGGAUUCGAUGGGCAAGGGUGGGGUAUUGAAUCCGAACGCGGCGAGUUUCGAACCGGGUGGGGAAAUCGAUGGAGAGCAGCACGACGCAGAUCUGGAGGAGGGGGAGGAAGGGGAGAUGGGUCAUGCGGGGACAACUCCUUGA